This is a messenger RNA of Akanthomyces muscarius, 1548 nucleotides long. RefSeq lists its product as uncharacterized. The record is from RefSeq and is a predicted model, not a curated record. The transcript has 2 exons. Gene Ontology annotation, biological process: regulation of transcription by RNA polymerase II. Gene Ontology annotation, molecular function: DNA-binding transcription factor activity, RNA polymerase II-specific; zinc ion binding. Lineage: Eukaryota; Fungi; Ascomycota; Sordariomycetes; Hypocreales; Cordycipitaceae. The coding region runs from base 1 to 1548 and encodes 515 amino acids.
AUGCCGCCUCGCCGGUCUCACAAAAAGUCGCGUGCUGGAUGCCGCAGGUGUAAGAACCGAAAGAUCAAGUGCGAUGAAGUACAUCCGCGAUGCGGCAACUGCGUCAAGCACGGCGUCAUGUGCGAUUUCGAGAACCCUGAAAUCAUAGACGAACUCGCUACCGCCGCCACGCCAGCCGCGCCCAGCCCUCCAGUACCCUCGCCGGGAAGUCUGCAGACCAAUAGCCACAGCAACGGCCACGCCGUCAACACCAAUGGCAAUGGCAUCAACGGGUUGCGCCCGUCUCCGCGCAAGCAAUCUCCCAUGCCCAUGCCGCCCGUCUCCUCGCCAUCCGUCACAGAGUCGCUGCACAACUCGGCCCCCCAAAGCGCACGGAGCGGGCCAACGCCGCCCUCAAACUCCACGUCCACACGCCCAGUCGAUCGCUUGCUCGAGCUUCGCCUAUGGCACCACUUCACGACGAGCACUUAUAGAACACUUCUCCACAACGUACCCGCUGCCGAUGAUAUUUGGAAGCUUGAAGUCCCGAAACUGGCCUUUGGCGGCAAGACCUACCUUGCCGACGCCAUCCUCGCCGUUUCAGCCCUGCACCUACGAUCUUUGAAUCCCGACGAUAAGAACCUCGUGCAAGCCUCCCAUGCCUACUCUGCGUCUGCCCUGGCCGACUACUGCUCUUCAUUGGCCGGUGGUAUCCAGGAUGAAAACGCAGAGGCGCUGUUCCUCACCGCGUGUCUCAUUGCUUUCCAGGCCACAGCUUCUCGCAUCUUUAUCAAGGAUGAUGGCGAAAUGACACCUAGCACUGGAAGAAACUCAUCUCGAUAUCCUCUGCCUCUAGCCUGGUUCCAUGCCUUUCAAGGUGUCAAGACCGUCGUCGCGACGUCGUGGCAGUGGAUUUUUAACAGUCCCACCGUUGUAGCCGUCAUCAACUCACAGCCUAGUUUUGCGCUCGACAUGAACCCUCUAGGCUCCAGUUCCUUUUUCGGCCACCUUCUCGAAGGUGUCGAGGACGAAGUAUCCUCAGAAGAUCCCAGUAUGAACAUGCUCUCUCAACAGGGGUACGUUCACGCCGUGUCCGUUCUCAACUGGGCGCAUCAAAAUCCUUAUCCGCCGGCAACGCUCGCCUUUCCGGCCGCCGUUUCCAAGCGAUUCGUCCAACUUGUCGAGGCCAAACGCCCACGCGCCCUCGCCAUUGUUGCAUGCUUCUUUGCGCUCUUGAAACGCAUGGACAACGUCUGGUGGUUGGGAGACGUCUCGAAGCGCGAAGUCAUGGGCCUUGUCAGCCUGUUUGAGCCCGGCUCCGGCUGGUGGCGGCAUCUCGAGUGGCCCGUCCGCAUCGCGCUCUGGGACGGCGACGCGAAUGCCAUUCCUGCCUCCGUAUGGGGGGCUGAGUGCGAAGAGGAGCCCACGGGCGAGUAUGGCUUAGUCGAGACGAUGAAAAACCAUGUCGAGCUGCUGGCGCGCAUGAGCCACGCCAUCCCUCAGUCACCGACUGCAGAUCUGACGGACAUUACUGGAGAACUGGGUUUCGCUGCUGUGCCCUUGGAUUAA